AAAAAAAAGAAAUCUAGAAACGACAUCAGACAAUAAUUUUGUUAAAUAAUAAUGGCCUCUUCGAUUCCUAAGACGACAUCGCCUGUCAAGCACCGCGUAAAUAAUCAACAUGGAGUAGCAGCCAAUAAAUCUAUAAAUUUGGAAGAAAUAGAAAUUUUACCCUAUGAAAUAUAUCGCUUUUCAAGUUUUUCAACAAACUAUGUGCCUGAAAAUAUUUUAGUAGACUGCCCUUCUGAUCAGUCAUCACGCUGGUCAGCACAUACUAAUAACCCACCACAGUACUUAACCCUAAAACUGCGCAGACCUUCAAUAGUGCGGAAGAUUAAAUUCGGUAAAUUUGAAAAAUCUCAUGUUUGCAACAUAAAAAAAUUUCGCGUAUAUGGCGGUUUAAAUGAAGAAUUUAUGCCAUUACUAUUGGAAGGAGGCUUGAAAAAUGAUAAUGUUCCGGAAACGUUCAAUUUGCGUUGCAUUGCAGAGGAUGGUUACAGCAAGUUACCGGUCUUAUAUUUAAAAAUUGUCCCUUUACUGUCGUGGGGCCCUACGUUCAAUUAUAGUAUCUGGUAUAUAGAGUUGCUGGGUCAAGAUGAUCCGAUGUACACCAAUAGCUGCAUGAAGGAAUAUAAUAAGUUGCGUGAAGUGGAAAUUGUACGUUUAUGUUUGAAACAUUUCCGCCAGCAAGGUUACGAUGUUGCUUUUAAAGCUUUACAGGAAGAGACUCAAGUGCAUUUGGAGCAUCCACAUGUAAGUGAAUUGCACGAACGCUUGGUCGUGAAUGGUGAUUUUGAUAAGGCUGAAGAAUUUAUGAGCAAUUGCAUAGAUGAAGGGCUGGUAGAUGCUUAUCUUAGUCGCCAAGAUUAUAAGCACAUCUGGCGUUUGCAACAAGCUCAGGGACAAACACAACCAGGUAAUCGUGGCGGUCAUCAGUUAGUUGUAGAUGCAGAGAAACGUUUGAUUUAUUUAUACGGGGGCUGGGAUGGCUUUCAAGAUCUCAGUGAUUUAUGGGUCUUUGAAAUUACAGCAAAUUGUUGGACACAAUUAUGUGCCCAUUCUGAACAAAUGAAUGGACCUACACCACGCUCUUGUCAUAAAAUGAUUUUCGACCCCGUAAGUAAAAAUAUCUUUAUGCUGGGUCGUUAUCUGGACAAUUCGAUAAGAACUAAGGAGUACAUAAAAAGCGAUUUCUAUUUGUAUGAUACACGUGCUGGCACCUGGUUACAAAUAUGCGAUGAUACCAGUCAAGUUAGCGGCCCACAACUUGUAUACGAUCACCAGAUGUGCAUCGAUGCUGAGAAACGCAUGAUCUAUGUUUUUGGCGGGAAAGUACUAACGCCACGCAGUGUUAGUGCUUGCACUUCCAGCGAGACAGAGUAUUCUGGAUUGUUUUCAUAUCAUAUCGCUACAAACACUUGGACGCAAAUACUCGUAGACUGCCACCAUCCGUCGGCGUCGUUGCCGGAUGUUAUGUCAGUUAAAUCUCGAAUAACUCAUUGCAUGGUUUUUCAUAAUAAAAAACGUAAACUCUACAUAUAUGGAGGGCAGCGUGUGAAAACGGAUAUACAUGAAUUUAUCUGUUAUGAUGUCGAUACUCAGGUUUUAGAAAUUUUAAAUAAAAACGACAAUAAUUAUAAUAAUCACAGCGCCAGCAUGUGCAACGAUGGCACUAACGAGCCUUCGCCUACUUAUACCCUCAGAGCUACAAUAGACUGUGAACGCGAUGAAAUUUAUGUUUUUUCGAGUUUAUGUAAAAGCAAAGAUCGCCGUGAUAUACAACAUGUGGAAGCUUCCAAUUCUUUUUGGGUAUAUUCGUUAGAUUCGCGUAAAUGGUCUCGUAUUUAUACUUGUCAUUAUAAUCCGGCGGAAAUGGCGAAUUUGCGUGCAAAUGUGCCCUUGGAACCCUGUCCCCGUUAUGCUCAUCAAUUUGUUUAUGAUGAAGUUGAAAAGUUGCAUUAUUUAUUUGGUGGUAAUCCUGGCAGAUCGGCGUCUCCUCAAUUGCGAUUGGACGAUUUUUGGAUUUUAAGUUUAGAAAAGCCUAAACGCUCAGAGAUUUUAAAUCAUUGUCGCUUUCUGAUACGUAAAUUGAAGUAUGAGGAAAUGGCACGCUCUGAUACCUAUCAAGCGAUGCAAUAUCUUAGAAAACAUGUCGGGGAAAUUGUGGAUCACAAUAAUAAGGAACAACAACAACAUUUCCAUAAAUUAGCUUCUUUACUAUUCAGAACUGACGAUAAUAACUUCAGUGAGUGUGCCAUGGAAAGGCCGCGUUUGCUUACCACAUCUUUCGGCACGGACAAAUUUGAAACUACUUCAGAUUUGAUGCUUACAGACGAAGAUGCUUGCUCUAAAUCAGAAGACAAUAGCGAUCGUACACAACCACCCGAAGAUUCAUCGAUGGAAUCGUCUGAGAGUUCUUCGGUCUUUCAUUCGUCGGGCAUUUCCGAUUUGGCUUCUUCCUAUACUGCUUACCGCAAAUCGGGUGGUAAAUUAACGCGAAAUGAAUUCAUUUAUGAGUUAAGAACUCGUCGUGACUUCCUCUUUAACAAGCUUGUUAAAUUAAUGCCUUCAAAUAUGGUUCAACCAGAACGCAAUCUGAGUGAUUUUGUUAUAAUGUAAAAAAAAAAAGAGCCAAAUUUUUGGAUUGUAAUUGAAAAACCAAAAAAAAAAAAAGACUUUAGCUGUAAGCUUUUCGUUAUUCGCCUCUUUCCGAUAUUCAGUAAGAGUUGAUUUUUUAUGUAAUGUUAUUUGAUUUUUUUUUUUUUUUAUCUGAUGAGUUAAAUGUUGAGAGUUAAUGUGAUGUG
Molecule: messenger RNA, 2792 nt
Organism: Glossina fuscipes
Lineage: Eukaryota; Metazoa; Arthropoda; Insecta; Diptera; Glossinidae
Gene: muskelin
Product: muskelin
Exons: 11
Coding region: 52-2607 (851 amino acids)
Cellular component (GO): cytoplasm
Molecular function (GO): protein binding
Source: RefSeq, a predicted model, not a curated record